This is a messenger RNA of Marchantia polymorpha subsp. ruderalis, 2280 nucleotides long. NCBI's taxonomy places the organism in Eukaryota, Viridiplantae, Streptophyta, Marchantiopsida, Marchantiales, Marchantiaceae. The record is from the annotation of a GenBank genome assembly.
UGCUUCAGGACGGACGGUUUGCUGGUUGAAUGAGACGAAAUCCGAUAGUGGGCCUCUGUCACUCACUUAGACUCUGGGACGCGACGCGUCGCAGCAUCUGAUUGACGAGGAGAACGAAGAUCCUUCGACUGAGGCGGCCAACUUCAAUUUCGAAAAUUGUUGUUUGGUGGAUCGCGUGUGUAGAACGAGAUGAUUCUGUGUGCUAUGCUUGAAAAUCGCCAGAGGUGGUAGGAAUUUGAGGCGUACAGGAAUAAUGACAAACAGUCGACUUGUCACCCUUGCUCUUGUCAAUUGCGCAGCUCUUUUGGAACGGGCAGACGAGGCUUUACUUCCCGCUGUGUAUGACGAGGUCGGUCGUGCGUUCCAAAUAUCUCCGUCACAGCUCGGGUCUUUGACUUUCAUUCGAGGAUUGGUGCAGGCGCUCGCCUCUCCGUUAGCUGCCUAUCUUGCUCUUACUCACAAUCGCAUUCAUGUAGUGGCUAUCGGUGCCUUCGGAUGGGGCCUCGCAACUGCAGCAGUUGGUUUGUGUACGACGUACUGGCAGGCCGCCAUUGUGAAAGUGUUCAAUGGGAUUGGCCUGGCCAUAGUCGUGCCAGCAAUUCAGUCCAUUGUGGCUGAUAUGCACGAAGAGAAUGAGAGAGGAUUGGGAUUUGGAUUUCUCCAUGGAACUGGGCAGUUGGGUGUCAUGUUGGGAGGAAUUUUUGCCACGGUACUGGCUGGACAAGGAAUAAUUCUUGGCGUGGACGGAUGGAGACUUGCAUUCUUUUUGGUGGCGGUCGUCAGCAUCGCGCUUGGAUUUGCUAUCCUCAGCUUCGCGAACGUCGACGAUAAUGUUCCACAUAAAACCCAAAUCAGUGAUAGAGAGAAGCUGAUCGAUGGAGCAGAGGUUGACGUGCCUCAGGAAGCGCAUAGUUUUUCGGAAUUAUGGAAGGGAACACUGCGGGUGGUUAAAAUCAAAACUUUCCAAGUCAUAGUAGCACAAGGGGUUGUGGGCCAAACCCCAUGGAAUGCCAUGGCUUUUUUCACUUUGUGGCUGGAGCUUCUAGGUUUUAGAAAUUCUCAGGCCGCAUUCCUUGUGGCAUUGCUCUCCGUAGGCAAUAUGCUUGGGUCAGUGUUUGGUGGCUGGAUCGGUGAUGUCGCUGCCAAGCAUUUCCCAGACUCCGGUCGUAUUAUGUGUUCACAGUUCUCUGCAGGUGUUGGGAUUCCUCUGUCGGCAAUUCUGCUGCUGAUUAUACCCCAAGAUGUAGCAUACGGUUGGUUGUAUGGGACUAUAUUCUUCUUUAUGGGUUUCCUCAUGUCCUGGAACUCUCCCGCAACCAACUGGCCGAUCUUCGCUGAGAUAGUUCCUGCGAAGCUCCACACUACUGUCUAUGCCGUCGAUUUGGCAUUCGAGAAGUCGCUUGCAGCUCUGGGUACUCCACUAGUCGGUGUCUUAGCGGAGCAGCUCUUCGGCUUCUCCACUUCGGAAUCUCAGCCGGAUGCCAAAAACGCUGAAGCUCUUGCGAAGGGGGUUUUUGCACUAGUAGCAGGGCCCUUUUCUGUGUGCCUUGUUGUGAUCUCGUUCCUGUACUGGACAUACCCGAAAGACCGUGACAGAGCCAGGAAGGAGAGUGCAGAUUUAGACUAGCCCUUUAUUUCAGAUGUGUUGUCUCUAUACAGUAAAUUUCUGGGUUCAACAGUGAGAUCUGGACUCUUCGGCAUUUCUUCUCUCCGCAAGGUAGUUCACCCACGUAGAUCUUCUCACCACCCUACUGUAAAUACGCCCUCGAAAGGGCAACAUGGCGAGUGCGAACUUCGAAGACUGUCCGAGAAGACGUCCAUAUUCCUGUUCCCGUACAAUCGACACUUUGGAGGAUAUGUGCCACGUAAUCGGUGACCUUGUCAACGUCAGGGCUAGCUGCAUUCCAUCGAGUCCAUAUUGUCACCUUGCGUUUUGCUUAUAAAGUGAUCCGUUGGUAAAGGAAGACCAACGCUUUCACCCAGAUGAAACUGACGCCUCGGGACUCCUCGUCCCUUGCACUUCAGUCUUCAUUGUCUUACCCAAGUCCCAUAGAGGAGAUACUGAAAUCGCCCAGCGAGUGUUGAUAGCUGCUUGGCAUGUCAUAAACUAUAAAACUGUGUACAUUUAGUUAUGGAGAUGGUUGAGGAGGAGAUUCCUAGUAGUUACUGAGGUAAGUGCAUGGCCUCUUGUCAUCACCCUCUCUCGUACUCCUGUCAAUAUUAUAUUGCGUGCACCGCACUGAAGGUACAGUAAUCGCCCGGUACGAGUAUCGAUGGCUG